AUGUCGAAUAACCAACAAGAGACGCCGCCGGCCAGUGGCAGCAGUGCUCUCGAAGACAAAAAGUGCCUACGAGAAAGUAAUAGGCGGACUUAUAAAGAGCCUUCCGCGCGUGGAACUAUCCGCGUGAGGCCGUUUGCCCGGCUCCGACGCUCGGCGAGAAUAAUGGCUAUGAACGCCAACGCUAUUAAAGAGAACGACCCCAACGCCAUAGGCACCACUUCACAAGACGUUUGCAAGAAGGAAAAGGAUGAAUCGGUUGUAUCUACCACAAUGAUAAUGCUAGAGUUAUUCCCGGUGAGCUUCUGGUUCAACAGUGAGAAUAGCCGUAUGGAGAACUUUGGAUUGUUCAAAUCCUUCGCACCAUACCAAGAAAACACCGAUCGUCGUCAA
Molecule: messenger RNA, 390 nt
Organism: Iphiclides podalirius (scarce swallowtail)
Lineage: Eukaryota; Metazoa; Arthropoda; Insecta; Lepidoptera; Papilionidae
Source: the annotation of a GenBank genome assembly